AAGCAGGAAGUGAAAAGCUGCUGAUAAACACACAAGUCUUUUACUGUCUACGGUCUUAAAGGGCUGACAUUUGAAAGAGAACUGUGUAGCUGACGGUGGAGGAUUGACAUAUCAUAUAAUCACAAAUAUCAUACAGGUGUCUGAAAUAGGUUGCCAAACGCCAAUAAACACCAAAGAAGAAGAAGAAAAGGUGUCUGAAAUGAAGGGCGCGCUGGAGCUGCUGCAGAGGGUGAGCGCGCACCCAGACGCGCGUUGCUGGUGCGUUGCGUGGAGCCCGUCGGGUAGUCUGCUCGCGUCCUGCGGCGGGGACCGCGCGAUCAGAAUUUGGGGUAAAGAAGGGGACAGUUGGGAGUGUAAGUGUGUCCUGGCCGAUGGACACCAGCGUACGGUCAGAAAGGUGGCCUGGUCUCCCUGCGGGAAAUAUCUGGCAUCAGCCAGCUUUGAUGCCACAACAUGCAUCUGGAAGAAGACGAAUGAUGAUUUUGAGUCCCUGACAGUGUUAGAAGGUCAUGAGAAUGAGGUCAAGUGUGUGGCCUGGGCUCCGUCUGGAAGCUUACUAGCCACCUGCAGCAGAGACAAAAGUGUUUGGAUCUGGGAAGUGGACGAGGAGGAUGAUUAUGAGUGUGUAAGUGUUGUGAAUUCACACACGCAGGACGUGAAACAUGUCGUUUGGCACCCAACGCAGGAGCUUCUCGCUUCAGCCAGUUAUGACAACAAAGUGUGUAUUUAUAAAGAGGAGGAUGAUGACUGGGAAUGUAGAGCCACCUUAGAGGGUCACGAAUCCACGGUUUGGAGUCUGGCCUUUGACCCUGAGGGACAGAGAUUGGCGUCUUGUAGCGAUGAUCGUACCGUGAAGAUCUGGAAGCAGUCGACGGCUGGAGAUGGUUCAUCGGUUGAGUCCUGGAAGUGUCUCUGUACCUUGUCUGGAUUCCAUGGAAGAACAAUAUAUGAUGUUGCAUGGUGUCGUCUGACCGGUGCUUUGGCCACAGCAUGUGGCGAUGACGGAGUCCGAGUAUUCAAAGAAGACCCCACCGCUGACCCAGAGCAGCCCGUCUUCUUCAUGUCAGCCCAUGUGCCCAAAGCCCACAGUCAGGACGUCAACUGCGUGUCCUGGAACCCGAAGGAGGCGGGGCUUCUGGCCACCUGCAGUGACAACGGAGAGUUUGCCAUCUGGAAGUACAGCUCUGAUUCCUGAGCUGGAGAAUGACACUCGAUCAAACAAGAGCGCUGAAGUUGUCUCCUGGCUCAUAAUGGGGAACAGUAGCUGUUCUUAUUCUGAGUCUGUUGGUAGGAAUGGAUCGAAAGACAAUACACUUUUUAACUCGUCUCAUUCUCUGCUAGUGUUUUUGAUGGGUCAGUUGUAAUUUAUCAGAAUUUCUUUUAACAGUAUGGAUUUAUUUUAGCAUUAUCUGUGGCUUAAAUUACCUUCAGUGCUUUAAUUAAAUAAAGCUUCUUUAUGCUCAAGAUAAAACAUCCAAAUUUUUCUUUUUAUCAUGUCCCAGAACCAUCAGUUUAGAUUGUAUUAAAUUCUUACAUUCAUCUUUAAUAGUUGUGUUAAAGUGAUGUUCCACUUUUAAUAGAUCUUAGUCAGGGUUAAUGUUUAUUUUAUUUAUUUUUAGGGGAAAGAAAGUGAGGCUGUGAGGGGUUAAACUGAAGUACAGUGUUUUCAGUGGAUUGAACUGUUCUUUAACAACAUGCUGAUUUUGGAAAAAAAAUAUUUUCAGUAAGCAAAAGCUCUAGGACCGUCAUGUAUUGCGUGACAUUGUAAAGACUAAGUCUGUCUUUCACAGCCUCAUUUUCAAUGAUUUUCAAUGAAAUAUGGUGUCUAACCCGACUAAGAUGUAAACAAGUUAAAACACACCAUGAUAAAAUCAUAAUAGAUGUUUAUGGGGAAUUUGUGAAGCUUCAAAUGUAAAUAUGCCAGUUUUUAAGUGCUUUUCUUUCCAAAAAUUAGUUUGAGCUGUAAAAUAUCCUUUUCGCAGUGUAAUUUCUACUUCUGAGUUACUGACAAAAUAUUGUAUAUUUUAGCAAUUGUAUCACGAGCUGGCGUUUAAAAAUGUCUUGUGGUUAUGCUUUCACUUAAACGGUGUUGAUUGCAAACGGAUUAGUUCACCCAAUAUGAAUCGACUCAUUCUUAGGCCAUCCAAGAUGUAAAUGAGUUUGUUUCUUCACCAGAUCAGAUUUAGAGAAAUGUAGCAUGACUUGCUCACCAAUGUAUCCUCUGCAGUGAAUGGGUGCCAUCAGAAUAAGAGUCCAAACAGCUGAUAAAAACAUCACAAUAAUCCACUACUAAUCUAUAUGACAAUGUCUUUCCCAUUUAAAAUGCUUCUUUUCACAGGUAUUAACUGAUAGACUCGAGUGGUGAGGAUUAGUGAUGUUUCUCGUUCUAACGGCACCCAUCCACUGGUGAGCAAGUGAUGGAAUACUACAUUUCUCCAAAUCUGUUCCCGUGAAUGAAGAAACAAACUACAUCUGGGAUGGCUUGAGGUUGUAAAUUGAGCAAAUUUUCAUUUUUGGGUGAACUAUUCUAUUAAGUCAUAUGAACUAAUGAUGUCACGUUUCAUAAAACUCUUACAAAAAUACAUUGCUCGAAGUAUGAAGCAGAAGGUGCAUGAUAAAAACUCAUCCUGGAGUAAAUAAAGAACAAGUCUUAUGAA
This is a messenger RNA of Carassius gibelio (silver crucian carp), 2657 nucleotides long. Its product is annotated as probable cytosolic iron-sulfur protein assembly protein ciao1. NCBI's taxonomy places the organism in Eukaryota, Metazoa, Chordata, Actinopteri, Cypriniformes, Cyprinidae. The record is from RefSeq and is a predicted model, not a curated record. The transcript is spliced from 7 exons. Gene Ontology annotation, molecular function: protein binding. Gene Ontology annotation, biological process: iron-sulfur cluster assembly. Gene Ontology annotation, cellular component: cytosolic [4Fe-4S] assembly targeting complex. Bases 200 to 1195 code for a protein of 331 amino acids.